This is a messenger RNA of Brachypodium distachyon (stiff brome), 675 nucleotides long. RefSeq lists its product as uncharacterized. The transcript is spliced from 2 exons. The record is from RefSeq and is a predicted model, not a curated record. Lineage: Eukaryota; Viridiplantae; Streptophyta; Magnoliopsida; Poales; Poaceae. Bases 1 to 675 code for a protein of 224 amino acids.
AUGGCCAUCGUCUCAAAUUGCGAGCUCAAGAAAAUAUUCGUGGACGGCGGAAGCUCUGCCGACAUCUUGUACCUGAGCAUGCUAAAGAAGUUGAUGGAGCCGCAAGGAGGAUACAAGAAUGGUUCCUUGCAACCGUCGCUUUACCUCCUAACUGGUUUCAUCCCUGGCAAGUCCAUCCAGCCGCUCGGCCAAAUUGAGCUCCUCACGACCUUCGGGGAUGCCACUAAUCAUCGGACUGAGCUCGUACGCUUCGACGUGGUGGACAUGGAGGCCUCCUUCAACGCCAUCCUCGGCAGGACGACCUUGAACCGCCUUUGUGCUGCCGUCCACCACAACUUCCUAUGCAUGAAGAUCCCGGGCCCAAAAGGCGUGAUCACGGUCCGUGGUGAACAAUCCUCCGAUAAGAAGACGCUAUAUCGCCAUGAGACUAAGUGCGUCGAGAAGGGAGAGGCGUCCGGAAGUAUCCACAUGCUCUUGGGAAUGUGGGAGUCCAAGCCCGAUCACCCGAAACGCUACAUCCCUAAGCCUCUUCCCGAGGGAGAGCUUAAGGAGAUACGCGUCUCCGACAACGACGCCAAGCGCAUCGCGAAGAUCGGAGCCAACCUCUCGAUCGAACUCGAGAAGAAGCUCAUCGACCUGCUCCGGGAGAACUCUGACCUCUUCUUAUUGGUAUGA